GCUCCUGCAGGCCCCGGGCCCGGCCCGGCGGCGGCGGCGGCUCCAGCUCCAGGCCUCGCGCGUCGCAGCCAUGGCCCUGGUGACCCUGCAGCGCUCGCCCACGCCCAGCGCCGCCUCCUCCUCGGCCAGCAACAGCGAGUUGGAGGCUGGCAGCGAUGAAGACCGAAAGUUAAACCUCAGCUUGAGUGAGAGCUUUUUCAUGGUGAAGGGAGCAGCCCUCUUCUUACAACAAGGAAGCAGCCCUCAAGGCCAACGGAGUCUUCAGCAUCCUCACAAGCAUGCAGGUGACCUGCCCCAGCACCUGCAAGUCAUGAUCAACCUCCUGCGCUGUGAGGACAGGAUCAAGCUGGCCGUGCGCCUGGAGAGCGCCUGGACGGACCGCGUGCGCUACAUGGUGGUGGUGUACAGCAGCGGGCGCCAGGACACCGAGGAGAGUAUCUUGCUGGGAGUCGACUUUUCCAGUAAGGAAAGCAAAAGCUGCACCAUUGGGAUGGUCCUGCGGCUGUGGAGCGACACGAAGAUCCACCUGGAUGGAGACGGUGGGUUCAGCGUGAGCACGGCAGGGAGGAUGCACAUAUUCAAGCCCGUGUCUGUCCAGGCCAUGUGGUCUGCCCUGCAGGUGCUCCACAAGGCCUGCGAGGUGGCCCGAAGACACAACUACUUCCCAGGGGGUGUGGCGCUCAUCUGGGCCACCUACUACGAGAGCUGCAUCAGCUCCGAGCAGAGCUGCAUCAACGAGUGGAACGCCAUGCAGGACCUGGAGUCCACGCGGCCCGACUCCCCAGCCCUGUUUGUGGACAAGCCGACUGAAGGGGAGAGGACGGAGCGCCUCAUCAAAGCCAAGCUGCGGAGCAUCAUGAUGAGCCAGGAUCUCGAAAACGUCACCUCCAAGGAAAUCCGUAAUGAGCUGGAGAAACAGAUGAACUGCAACCUGAAAGAGUUCAAGGAGUUCAUAGACAACGAGAUGCUGCUCAUCCUGGGGCAGAUGGACAAGCCCUCCCUCAUCUUUGACCACCUUUAUCUCGGCUCUGAAUGGAAUGCGUCCAAUCUGGAGGAGCUGCAGGGCUCAGGGCGGAACCACUCCAAGUGCCUGGUCCAUUGCAAAAUGGGGGUCAGCCGCUCGGCGUCCACCGUCAUCGCCUAUGCCAUGAAGGAGUUCGGCUGGCCCCUGGAGAAAGCCUACAACUACGUGAAGCAAAAGCGAAGCGUCACACGGCCCAACGCAGGCUUCAUGAGGCAGCUGUCUGAGUACGAAGGCAUCCUGGACGCAAGCAAACAGCGGCACAACAAGCUGUGGGGCCAGCAGGCGGACAGCAGCCUCCAGCCGCCUCCCGAAGACCCUCCAGAGCCUGGCGACUUCCUGACGGAGACCCUGGACGGCACUCCCGAUGUCCCAGUGCCCUGCUUGGACAAUGCUGCCCAGCUCGGGCUCCAAGGAGGCCGGGCCCCAGGAGGGCCCGCUCUCCCCUGCUGUUUCCGGAGGCUCUCAGACCCCCUCCUGCCUCCCACUCCUGAGGACGCCGGCAGCGUGGUGCACCUGGAGGACCUCGAGAGGGACGCUCUCUUAGAGGAAGAGGCUUCGCCCGCCGAGGCCCACAAGCCCUCCAGACACCCCCAGGAUGGCGCUGGACUCUGCGAGAAGGAUGUGAAGAAGAAACUAGAGUUUGGGAGCCCCAAAGCCCGGAGUGGCCCCUGGCCCCAGGUGGAGGAGAUGGAGAGGGAAGAGGGCCCGGGCGCAGGGAGAUGGGGGCGGCCCGCGGCCCAGCCUGAGCGGGGCCUCCUGGAGCGCGGCAACCUCAACAACAACAACAGCAAGAGGAGCUGCCCCCAGGACUUGGAGCACGAUGCUAUGUUUGGGAUCCUGAACAAAGUGAAGCCAUCCUAUAAAUCCUGUGCCGAUUGCAUGUACCCUGCAGCCAGCGGAGCUCCCGAGGCCUUCAGGGAGUGGUGUGAGGACCCAGGUGCUCCCGCCAUCUGCACCCAGCCAGCCUUCCUGCCCCACCUCACAUCCUCCCCUGCAGCCCACAUGUCCAGCAGGUCCCGAGGUCUGGAGAAGCCGGCCUCUGGCGUGGCUGACGCGCCCUCCUUCCUACUGCCAGCAGGUUCCAGAAGACCUGAUGCCAGCAGCUCCGGAGCCGCAGCUGCUCCGGAGCUAACAGGUAGCAUUUCAGAACCUUCUAGAGAGACCCCCAGAGUCCUGACAAAGUCCCUCCUAUUGAAGAAUUCUCACUGUGAUAAGAACCCUCCCAGCAUGGAACUGGUGAAGGAAGAACUGUCACCCAAGAAAGAUCCCAAGCCUGCAAAGGACCUGAGGCUUCUGUUCAGUAGCGAAUCCGAGAAGCCCACGGCCAACAGCUACUUGAUGCAGCACCAGGAAUCCAUCAUCCAGCUGCAGAAGGCCGGCCUGGUCCGCAAGCACACCAAGGAGCUGGAGAGGCUGAAGAGCCUGCCCGCAGACAGCGUCCCCGGCCGGCUGGAGGCCAGCAUACCCGAGGAGAGCCAGGAGCCCGCCGCCCCGCAGGACCCUGGGCCCCCAGCUCUGCCCGGACACUCGGGGGGUGACGAGAAGCCAGAAGCUGCCCCCCAACCCGUGGAAGGAGCCUCGCUGAAGAGCCCCCUGCCCCUCCCCUGCCGCCUGGACCACUCCAGCACCUUCUCCAGAGACUUCCUGAGGACCAUCUGCCACACCCCCACCUCCUCGUCCCUCAGCUCCAACAUGACCCGCAGCUCCAGCAGUGACAGCAUCCACAGCGUCCGCGGGAAGCCAGGGCUGGUGAAGCAGCGGACGCAGGAGAUCGAGACGCGGCUGCGGCUGGCCGGCCUCACCGUGUCGUCCCCCCUCAAGCGCUCCCACUCUCUUGCCAAGCUCGGGAGCCUCAACUUCUCCACAGAGGACCUGUCCAGCGAGGCGGACGCCUCCACCCUCGCCGACUCCCAAGACGCCAAGUGGAGCGAACCCUCCUGCCUGCUCGACCCCCAGGCCGUCCCCAGGAACCCGAACCCGGCCUCCAAGCCAUCAGGGAAAUGCGCCCCAGGAAACUUGAACAGCCCCUCCUGGGUGAGCAAAAGCUGACCCACGACAGACUCUCAUGCGAUCCCUCCCUUGUCCCUCGUGGGUUUUGACCCGCCUCUUACAUCUUGAUCUGUCUUAAAGAACCCAAGUCACCCGAGCCUCCCGCUCUUGCCAUGGAGAGGAGGAGACACGGCAGCACAGGAAGGAAGGGGAGGUGCCGGGUGCAGGGAUUUGUCAGAGACACGGAACUCUGUCCCCAAGUCCCGGCUCUGAGAAGAGUACCGAAUCCAGAAGAGCACGUUCAGAUAUGCACACAUCCAAAAUGUUUUAUUGCAACAUGCAAAAGAGGAGUCAUGGUGACGCCACCGUCCCUGUGGCCCACGUUCCCAGCUCAUCCCACCCUCAAAGACACUCGCGAUGGCAGCCUAGUCCUACCUCUGUUCUCGCUGUGCUUUUUGUUUUUUAAAUACGAUGAUUCCCAGGGCUCAUCCCAGGGAAUGCUGCUGUCAGAAAGGGGUUUCCAGGGAGAUUGGCUUCCUUUGGUGGGUACCCCAAGAGCGCCACCCGCCCUGGCUCUGGUGCAGCUGACGGGCAUUGGGUCGGCACUGGGGUCAGUUGGGGGAAACGUGCAGUUCCCUCAGCGCCCCUAUUUCAGGGACGAGGACCCCAGACUGCUGCUUCUCUGUUCCUGCUGCUGAACUGGGCGUGGUCGGGUUGGGGAAGGGCUGGGGCUGCGGUUCUAGGAGGUGGAUCCUCCCAGGAGCCCACCCCUCAGGGUUGUUGGGUCCCAUUUUCCAAUGUUUGGAAAGGGAAGGGAUUUUGGGGGCAGAGACCUCUCCUGGGUCCUGCUCCAGGAGCUACUCACUGCAGCUUCUCUGAAAGGAUGCGACCGGGGAAGGACAGGGAAGAGCGUCGGUGUCUCCAGUCGCCACUUCCUGUGGGGAGAACUGCUUCCUGUCUUUCCAGUUCUCCGGCAGAGGCAGUGACAGCCCAAGUCUCCUUGGGCUCCGCUCUGGGCAACGCCUCGCCUCGAGGAAUCAGGUGAGCUCAGCAGGGCGUGUGACCGGUCUGGGCUGGGUCCCCAAGUGAGGAAGAUGCAGGGACAGCCUGAAGAGAGAGAAGCAGCUGGGGAGCGAGGCAGGGGCUGGUGUGCACCCCCCUCGGCUGAGAAGGGCUUUUACAUUCUCUAGGGGUUGUGAGACAAGAAACUCAUGGCAGCAGGCACCUGUGGCCCACGAAGCCCUGGGUGGUACCCCCAGACCCUUCGUGGAAGUCACCCGCCCACCCUGGUUUUAUAUGACACCCGGCAGCCCAUGACCCUAUAGGAAAAAGUGGGACAAAUUGGAAGUCCUCCUCUGGCUCUUGGACACCUCAAGCCAAACCCUCCCCCAUCUGUACCCCAGGCCUCACCGCCCACCCCCACCAGGGUCCCCCAUGGAGGAUGGAGGAGAGUGUGGGGGGGGGAUCACGGACGCUCCCCGCGGUUCCAUCUUGCCCUCGACAGGAUCAUCUGGAUUAGCUCAGUGAGACCCAAAGCCUUCAGGACAGGCAGCCCCCAAUGCAGAUGCGUGAGUUGCCAUCUCCUGUUGGUGGGAACUGGGCCCCAGAGCCGCUGUGCUGGAGGAGACCUGGCGGGUUCAGGGUCCAGGCGGGUCUAACUCCCCUGGGGCACAGGGUUCUGCAGACACCCUCUCCAGGGACUCUCUUCCCGCUGCAUGAUGUUUUUUGCAGUCUGCUGUUUUACUUUGUAGGGUUCCCCCCACCCCCGCCCGGCCCACUACUGUCAGUUAAAGUCACUUAAAAAGGUGAUUAUCCACUUACAUUUGAAACCGUGUGGGGUUUCCCCGCAUCCUCAGCCAACAAAAGCAUAAAAGAAAAAAAUACCAAGUUCAGUAUGUUUUGCCACACACGCAGUAGAUCAAGUUUUGUGUCAACAUGAUUCUUUAAAUUUGGCGAUGAUAGGCUUUUGUUGGUUUUUUAUCACCUCCGUAGAGGACAGUGAUAUGUUUUUGAAAACUUAAAUUUUGAAAGCCAUAAUUUUUCUUUCGACCAGCUAAAGAGUCGGGGGGUGGGGAAGAUUACAAAUACAAGGGGGUCUUUGGCUUCUAAACUUGCCCAUUUGUUGUGGAACCACAACCAGCAUAUUAGGUCAUCAGUGUGGUGGGGGGGGGGGAGCAUUCUUGAUUUCUUGGUUUACAUCCAUCCUGGAAAGAAGGAUGAAGAGUUUUCUUAGAGGCAGAGACCACUGUUUUUGUUUUGUUUUUUUUUAAAUUGUCGUUGUUGUUGGUUGUUUUGUGGUGCUGGGGAUUGAGCCCACAGCCUUGUGCAUGUGAGGCAAGCACUCUACCAACUGAGCUACACCCCCGUGUUACAUUAACAAGACAAAAGCAUUCUGCCAGAUCAGAGGCACCUUGACAAUGACAUUUACACUGCUCUCAGCAAAGAAAGUGUGCUCAGUGGCCAUAGUCUUUGGGAGAUUCCCAGCAUAAGGGACAGGAGAGGAGCAGAGAGGGAUGCAGAGAUUGGUGCUGGGCAAGUGAUUUUGGUGAUGGUCAUUUUCCUUGAAUGCCUGUGUUGAACUAAGGGAAAUGUCCCCAUGGGGCCGCAUCCCACGCCACAUGGCCUUCAUGCGGCACCCAGAGUUGGGGUGACCCUGCUGCAGCCUGUCCUGCGCUGGUGCAGGUUUGCCUGGAUCAUCAGGUUUCACGAGGCACAGAGGUAGUGCUGGUCACUGGAGGAAGCUCCAGUUCUUCCCUCCUCCAACUGGGAUCUGUCCCAGCCAAGGUCCAUUUCUGUAUCUUCCAGCCACGGCAGGGUCUUCUACAACAAGCCCUGGCUGCUUGAACUUCCCAUGAGAAAGGGUUCUCUCUGCGUUCCUUGCCUCCUUGUUCUCAGCUGGGGACCUGCCAAACUCUGGACUGUGGACAGCUCACUGCUGCUGGCAGGCCCUUUCCCCUGCCCCCACCUUGUCCCUUCAUGCAGGUGACACUCCCCAGAAGCACACAGGUGGCUGCCCUGUGCAAGCCCCUCCCCCUACACCUGGUUUCUCCAGCUCAAGAACAUUCCAGUGAGUUCUGAAGUCCUCCCCCACCCUGCAAGCCCAGAGGAUGCCUCAGGAGAGAGCUGAGGUUGGACAGACCUGCAGAGCAGCCCUGCCCUGCACUCUGUCCCCAGGCCCAUCCUGGAAGGUUGAUGAAUACCCGAUCCCCGGGGCCCCUUCCUCCCUGGUGAGCACAAAUGCUACGUGACUUAGUUAAGAUCAUCCCAAACAACUUCCCCGAGGUACCCUAAAAGAAAAGCAUUGCUUUUGGUGGUGCUGGGGAUUGAACCCACGGCCUGGUGCAUGGGAGGCGAACACUCUGCCAACUGAACCCCAGCCCCAGGUAUUGCUUUCUGUUGUCCAGGAGUUCUUGGUCCCAGAAUUCAGCUCACCCAACCCUGCUGGUUGAAUGGCCACUAACGGGGCUCCCCUCAAACACACAAAACUCCGAGGGCCACCUCUUCCCCUCUGGCAGAAGUGCUAAGUAGAUCAGGAAGGACGCCUGGGCAGCUCGGGGCAGCCUCGCCUGUCUGGUCCUACUCCCUGGUUAGCUGCCGAGGACACAGGCCUCGUGUAGGUGGCUGCUUCACUCCACACCUAGCCACUGGCUCUGCUCUUGUCCGCUCUGCACCGAGUGCCUGGGGAAGGGGUCCCCUCUGCGGUGUCUGGACAUGCAUGGUGUGUGGCGAGUGCAUCCAUACGUACCUGAGCACAUACAGCUGAAUCCAACCUUGUGCGUCAUAUCUCAUCCACACCUCUGCCAUGUCACCCGAGCUACAGAGGAAUCAUCUGGACCAUUGUGACGUGAUGCUGCCCAGUGCUGCCCUGGGCCCAUGCACAUGUCCCUGCCAUGUGCUGGUCUUGCAAUAGGUGCCACAGCCCCGCCCUCAGACACAGGCGUCUAACAGACUCCCCGUGGGCCGCUGCCCUGGCCAGGGUCCUGCUGCAAGAGAAGAUGGCUGCUCCCUCCCCUCCCUACGCCGUGGUCAUUGUUCUACAAUUGAGUGCCUUAAUCCUAGUUUACAAAUACUGUGUAUUUAUGGAGACUGUUGCGCUUUCAUCUUUGGUGACUGGGUAUUUAUCUCGUCAGUGGUGGUCGGUGUGGGACACGAGCUGUCCUAGGCCAUUCUCGUGUUGACUCCGCUGUGCAGUUGGACGUGGUGUGUCCACAGCUCCUCCAGGGAUCCUUGCUAGAAACAGCACUGUGGUUCUGGGGGCCGGGCCAGCCUCCGCCACGGCUGCGUCCCUCGGAAGCCCACGAAAGAACGCAGUUUGGUUUGUGGCCAGCUGGGGAGUGGCACACCAAGCUCCUGACCCCAGCCCUCGGCCAUCCCCAUCACAGCGGUGCCCUUGUCUCAUAGAGGUGUGACUGCCGCCUGGCCACCCUGGCUUUCCUCUCUUAGUGUCCUAAACUCUUUGCAACAAAAUGUAGGUCCAGGUCCCCCCACAGGGACACCACCGGAAGAGUUAGUCCUUGGUUUUUCAGAAGCUGCUGGUGGGUUCCUGUGUGUUGUGUUAUAUCAAUGAUUUUUUAAUUGUUUUUCUUCUUGUUUUUUUAUAUUAUAUAUUUAAAGGCAGUAUCUUUUGUACUGUGAAUCUGCAGUAGAAUAUGCAUAAUGCACUUUUUUUUACUUCYGUUGGUGUGUAUUAUAUAUAGUCUGUGUGCUUCU
Molecule: messenger RNA, 7723 nt
Organism: Urocitellus parryii (Arctic ground squirrel)
Lineage: Eukaryota; Metazoa; Chordata; Mammalia; Rodentia; Sciuridae
Source: RefSeq, a predicted model, not a curated record